Fraxinus pennsylvanica is the source of this 1317-nucleotide messenger RNA. The record is from the annotation of a GenBank genome assembly. NCBI's taxonomy places the organism in Eukaryota, Viridiplantae, Streptophyta, Magnoliopsida, Lamiales, Oleaceae.
AUGGGAAAGUUCUUUGGACUGAGCCACCUCUUCACGACGGUUUUCCUCCACUGCUUCGCCAAUUUCAUGGUGGUUCCGGCCAUCACAGACAUAUCAAUGUCAGCACUUUGUCCCGGAAAAGAUGAAUGCUCAUUGGCCAUUUAUCUCACCGGAGCUCAACAAGUGAUAACUGGACUGGGAUCGAUGAUGGUCAUGCCAUUGGUUGGAUACUUUUCCGACACUUACGGGAGAAAAGUCAUGCUAACCCUCCCCAUGACUCUUUCGAUCUUCCCUUCAGUCAUAUUAGCAUACAGCAGGACGAAAUAUUUCUUUUAUUCUUAUUUUGUGCUCAGCACUCUCAUUGCCAUGGCCAGUCAAGGAAGUGUUCAGUUUCUUGCUCUUGCAUAUGUGGCAGAUAAUGUUCCAGAAAGCAGAAGGGGUGCAGUAUUUGGGAUAAUGUCAGGCAUUGCAUCUUCUUCAUUUGUCCUUGGGAACUUCUCUGCUCGUUUCAUUUCAACUUCAGCUACUUUUCAAGUUUCUGCAGCAAUGGGAAUGAUAUCAUUGGUGUAUAUGAGAGUGCUUCUUCCAGAAUCAAUGAUGAAUAAAAGCAUGCGUUCUAAGGACAAAGAAACUGAAUGUCUGUUGGAAAAAACUCCUGCAAAAAAAUGGCAUCUAUUCAAGACUCUGCCCUCAUUGAAUGAUACCCUUUGCUUGUUAAGAAAUAGCCCUACAUUUGCAAAAGUAGCUAUUGUUGCAUUCUUCACCAAUGUUGCUGAUGCUGGCCUCAUGGCUUCUUUAAUGUACUACUUAAAGGCUCAAUUUCACUAUAACAAGGAUCAAUUUGCUGAUAUAAUGAUAAUUUCUGGUGUUGCAGGAUCAAUAUCACAGCUAAUCUUCAUGCCUAUACUAACUCCUCUUGUGGGAGAAGAGAAGUUGCUUUCAAUAGGGCUCUUUUUCAACUUUGUUCAUAUAAUUCUUUACAGCAUUGCAUGGGCACCUUGGGUUCCAUAUGCUGCUGCCAUGAUCUCUAGUGUGGUUAUUUUUGCAAUGCCAUGUAUGAGGAGCAUUGCAUCCAAACAAAUUGGACCCAGUGAGCAGGGAAAGGCUCAAGGGUAUGUCACUGGCAUAUGUUCCUUUGCCAACAUUGUCUCUCCACUUGCUUUCAGCCCUUUAGCAGCUUUGUUUUUGUCAAAUAAUGCACCCUUCCAUUUCCCUGGAUUCAGUAUUAUGUGCUCUGGCCUUGCUGCUAUGAUAGCCUUCAUUCAGAGCAUCACGAUAAGGGCUAAUCCUCCUGUUACAACUUAUGUCGUGGAAAAUUCAGACACCCUUGAACCUUAA